CUCCGCCUCGCUUUCAUGGCGGUAAACAUGGCGGAACGAAUGGAGAUUUUUUGACCAUAGGUACAAUGACAAUUCUGAAUGCUAGAUGGCAGCAGCGAUUGAUCCAAACGCUGGUGUGGAGUGUGAAGAACAAGAGCAGGAUAUACUCCAGGGUACUGAGCCUGGAGCUGGCUCAGUAGGCUAUGAACCACUCUUCUGUGUCCAACCCGAUGAGGAACUUGAUGUUUCUGUGGAUGAAAUCUGUACAGAUCCUGAAUCCAGAACAUCUGCCCACUCUGAUACCAGUCUAACUUCAGGGCACAUCUCCAGUCUUAGUAGUCACGGAUCACCUGAGGCAGCAAACAGCAGUUCCCCAAAAAUUGAUGUUAUUGAUGAAGAUGAAAACUUCAAUGAGACCUUUUUGCCAGCUCAAGCAGAUAUGCCAAGCGAGGCUGCAAGUCCAAUUGACGAGAAAAUUGCUUUGUUAAGUGUUCAAGAUGAACAAGAAGAGGCUCGAAAAACAAGAGCUGCCAGUGUCCAAGAAAUUGGAAGAGAAGCAUCAGUGGAAGAUGUUAACAACCCUCAGUGGACUUUACACAAAAAGCAUGUAUUUGCUUUCAGUGAGGCUGGAAAACCAAUUUACUCAAGGUAUGGAAAUGAGGAUAAACUGGCUACCCUGAUGGGUGUUAUGCAAGCCUUAGUUUCUUUUGUCCAGGAUGGAAAAAACACAAUAAGGUGUAUUAUGGCAGGCAACCAUAAAUUUGUAUUCUUAGUUAGAGGACAUGUAAUUUUAGUGGCUGUGGCUUACACACCGGAGUCUGUCACUCAGUUGGUGCUGCAGCUCUCCUAUGUUUAUAAUCAAAUCCUUAGUGUUUUAACUUAUACUCAAUUGGCGAGAAUUAUGGAACAGAGGAGAAAUUAUGAUCUCAGAAGACUACUGGCUGGGACAGAGAAAUUUAUAGAUAAUUUAUUGAAUUUAAUGGAUCAUGAACCAAGCUUCCUGCUAGGCUCAGUAAGGUGCUUACCUCUUUCAAGUUCGGUCAGGGAAACCAUUGGUCAAAGUAUGCUUCAAGCAAGAGUCAAGGACCUCGUAUUUGCCAUUCUGGUAGCUAAGAAUCAGUUAAUUACUUUAAUCAGACCCAAGAGGUACAGUUUGCAUCCUUCAGACCUUCAUCUCAUCUUCAACCUUGUCAGUGCAUCAACGUCUUUUCAAACUGCGGAGUCCUGGACACCGAUUUGUUUGCCACGUUUUGAUAACAGUGGCUAUCUGUAUGCGCACAUUUCCUACCUGGAUGACAACUGCCCCGCCUGUUUACUAUUACUUUCCACUGAUCGUGACGCCUUCUUUGAGUUAGCGGAAACCAGACUUAAAACUGUCGAGCGCUUGAAGAGGUACAGAUGUUUAGAGGCUAUUAAUGAGGCAGUGGCAAAAAAGAGUUAUAGCACAGAUCAGGUCGGCAUCCCGGAGCUAUAUCAUUUUAUUUACAAGUCUAAAAGUACGGCGCAGUACACUUCUCCUGAGCUGGAGGCUCCUUAUGUUGAACCCGAAGAACAAGAAAGACUCUUUGGCCUGUAUCUUUAUCUUCAUCAUCGAAUUCACUCGCCAGCCAGGCCUCUGAAAAUUUUAUGUCACGUGGGCAUACGAGAGAUGCUCCUAGGAUGGGUAACAUCCGGGUUUGAGUUGUACGCUGCCUUCAGUCCACUGGUCACAAAACCAGACGCUAUCGUUGCCAUAAACAAACUUCUGAGAUGGAUAAAGCGCGAGGAAGACAGGCUCUUUAUUCUGAGCUCUCAAGUAUUCUAAAGGUCUCACCUCUAGAAUAACCCAGAAUUUCGGAAAUGCUUGUUUCAUCACUCUGACUUGUGGCGCCCGACUUCGAGGAAUGUUGCCUUUCAAGUCUUUCACGGAAAGAUCGACGAGAGGCCGUAGAAGGAUAUUGCUUUGAAUCGAAUGAAAGAAAAAAAAAAUCUUAUUCAAAAGAUAUUAAGGAAAUAUUAGAGUUUCUUUUGUUUCAGUAGCAUAUUUUUCAUCGCGCGCUGUGAAGAUGCCCUUGUCGUCAAGGUUAUCGGGAUUCGUAACGUCGCGGCUUUACUUGUCAUGCAGAGUAUUUACAUAGUUGAAUUAGUUUUCUUUUCAUGAAGAAAUUUGAAGUGUUAUCUCAGCAAGCGUGCUCUUGUUCAGAAAUUGUUUUAUAUCUCAUCAAUAUCUAUACGCUAAUAAUAAUCAGAACAUUGCAUGUCUGCUUGUAGAUACGUAUUUGUCUUUGUCAAUAAUAUCUCUCACGAGUGGGCGAAGCGAACGAGCGAUAAAUAUAAUCAAAACUCAUAUUUUCCACAUUUUUAUUUUAGGAUUAUUUUUUAAAAGAAAUAUUUCAGCGAAAGGAAAAUAUUAAGUGUAAAUAGCUCAAACUCUGCUUUUAGACUAUUCCGACCGGCGUUGUAGAUCUAGAAGAUAUAGCAUUUGCUAGUUGCGUUCAAAACCUUUCAACCUGCUUUCAAUCAAGGUAACAAAUUUUUCUGAUUAGUUUAAAGCCGUUUCCACCCGUUAAAAGAGCAUUUUCUGUCGCUGUAGUGUUGUGUAGGCAAUAUCUUGAUUGGAUGGUUCUUAAAAGAUUCGUGACGGAUGAAAAAAAUUGUACAAGUAAAGGUGACCAAAAAGGAGGAAACCAGAGCCAUUAAAAAUCGUUGUACAUAUGGAAAACAUUAAUAAAAAUAUGGCAAAAAAAAAAGAAAGAAAGUAAUCGUCGACCGUUCUGAAGACCCUCGGAUAUUUGAUCAUUCUUUCGAGAUCUCGAAUAAGGGACGCUCUUUUUAAAGCAACAUGUUUGAUUUUGUUUUAUUACAUCACAAACAAACAGAUGGGAAAAGUGACAACCCUCCGUUUGAGGAGCGCUCCAGUGUUUGUCCCGGCGGCUGAGGAGAGAAACUUUGUUGUGGAUAGCUCGUUUUUCUUUAAAAGCAGAAAAUGUGAGAAAGUUUAGCCUCUUGAUCAUGUAUGAAUACCACGAAAAAAAAGGGUUUCACCCUACCCGUGAGGUGUGUUUAGAAUAAUGUGCGUAAUUCAUAAUGCCAGUGGAAAAAUGAUCCAAUGAACAAACACAGCGGCAUUUAUAAAUGAUAGCAAAGAUCCCAUUACAACCACACGGAAAGAAAGGAUUAACAUUCUUCGCGAGGCCGUGUCAAAGAAAGAUCCUCCCUUCCCCUCCACAUACACAAUUCGUCUUGCUCGCAACAGGCCCCCUUGUACCUUUUUUGCAGGCAGCGGUAGCUUACAAAACUCUCCAUAGAUCCAUGACCACACGAGAUAUUCCAAUAAAUUGUAGUUACGGCUGAAUUUAGGGUGAAAGGGUGCCUCUCUGCUUUGAUUCGACUUAAAGAAAAAUAAAUGCAACCGAUAUUGUUAUAAAAGGUUACGCUGCUCCACGACUACUGAUUCGGCGAAGUUCGCUCAUGCAUAUUCGUUGCAUAGGUAAUAACUAACUCUACCCAAAUCAAUCUUUUAGUUUGCACGGAUACACUUCUUACUUUCUUUCUGCCUCGAUCAACUCGAAAAGCUCCUAAAACAUGUCCGCGUUAUAAGAUCACAAAAUGUAUUCUUAAGCACUCAAAAAAGGGAAUUUUAAUGGCAUCUUUUUUAGCGCCUACUUAUUUAUCGUCUCUCGUUUCUCUUAGACUCUCGUCUAAAUACAAUCUAAGGAAUUCUAGUGAUAACCUUUUAGUUAUCUGCGUUUUAAAUCUAAAGCUACACUAGGCUAUCGCCUCGAGCGACUCUUACGCUUCUUUCGUGCUUAGCAACCUCCCGCGUGCAUCCAUAACUCAAUAGUGUACGCUGUGGUGUUUACCAUUUGUUAAUGCUCGCCUUUUCCGCCACACAUUGUUUUUCAUAGUUGUUUCUAGUAUUGAGUUUACUUUUAAUUGUAAUUUUAGCUUUUUAGCCCUUUUAUUUCGCUUUUUAAUCUUGUCAUGCGUAUUUGAACAGUUUAUGGAAUUUUCGCAUAAUAAAUGUCCUAUUAUUAUUAUUAGUUAUCAUUAUAAUACAUGUAUUAAUCAUCAAAAACUAGAGCAGUUCUCUAUAAUUUCUGGUUGAACUUUGUUCUCAGUGCAGUAAACCUCUGUUCAAAAGUUUUCAGUUCGGUGAUAAUAAAUCCCAUAUCACAAUAGCUGGACUUUGUGUCGUUCAAGUAGUUUUUCUUCCCGUUUACUUUGGGUCGUUCAAAUUCACAAAAUUUUCGAGUGAAAUUUGGUAUUGAUAAGCACGAGUAUUUCCUUUUUCAAGGAAACAACAACACUAAAUGAACCCGAAGAGCCAGUACAAUUUGUUGUCUUUGCAAAAAUUUAAAGAGGCUGAUUUCUUCCAAAUUGCACGAGAAAAAUCACGUGAUUCCUAGUUAAGGAUAUCAAAGAACAAAACUGUUGCAUACUGUCUUCGAGCUUCUUUGUUGUCCUCAUAUUGGUGGAAUACAUUUCAAGUUGCGUUACUCGCAUCCAUGAGCCCCCACACCUCAAUAUCAACAAAAGUAGGGUUUCCUCCUCUUGCUAAAUAUUGAGAUAACAUUGAUGUAUGCGGAAAUUGACCAUUUCCUUGGCCCAAUAAGUAUGGAAGUGUGUGGAAGAGAGGGUUGAAAGCCCCACUCGUAACUACGUAUCCCUGACCAUAUUGAUAUCCCUAACAGUCAUUAGCUAAGACAUCUAGUGACGUCAUACUUAUCCGCCUCUAGAAGUUCUUGAUCGUGUGACAAUAAGUUUUUAGGCUGUAGGAGGUUGCUUCCUAUUAACCGCUAGCGAAAGAGAAAACCACGCUUGCUGGCAGUUCUUAGAGGUUUUUGGGAUCUGCUGUAGCAGAGGGCAAGAGGGUUACCUGUUCACUUUCGGUUACUGGUUAUUUCAGUUAUUGAUUACCUGUUCACCGUCGGAUUCUUUUUAAAGUUUUAUUGUUAGUUUAUAAGGCCCUAAAUGGUAUGGCACCAUUAUAUAUCACGGAAUUACUUAGUUAUCGCACCUGUUCACGUACGCUAUGCUAUACUGAUCAAAAAUUUCUGGCAGUUCCGAAGUCAAGACUUAAAACAUACGGAGACAGGGCCUUUUCCCUUGCUGCACCUAAACUCUGGAACGAGCUGCCAUUAGA
This is a messenger RNA of Stylophora pistillata, 5104 nucleotides long. RefSeq names its product vacuolar fusion protein MON1 homolog A. The record is from RefSeq and is a predicted model, not a curated record. Gene Ontology annotation, cellular component: Mon1-Ccz1 complex. NCBI's taxonomy places the organism in Eukaryota, Metazoa, Cnidaria, Anthozoa, Scleractinia, Pocilloporidae. Gene Ontology annotation, biological process: protein targeting to vacuole; vesicle-mediated transport.